AUGGGUUUUGGCUACAAAGGAUCAAAAUUUCAUCGUGUUAUCAGAAACUUUAUGAUUCAAGGUGGUGACUUCACUCGAGGAGACGGCACAGGAGGAAAAUCAAUUUAUGGCGAACGGUUCGCUGAUGAAAACUUUAAAUUACACCAUUAUGGACCUGGAUGGUUGAGUAUGGCAAAUGCGGGUCAAGACACUAACGGGUCACAAUUCUUCAUUACUACUGUACAUACACCAUGGCUUGAUGGGAGACACGUUGUUUUUGGAAAGAUUUUGGAGGGAAUGAAUAUUGUUCAUGAGAUUGAAGAUGGCGAAACUGGUGGUGGGGACCGCCCAAAGUUGGACGUUGUUAUCGUGGAUUGUGGAGGUUUUUUUUGA
This is a messenger RNA of Meloidogyne enterolobii, 372 nucleotides long. Lineage: Eukaryota; Metazoa; Nematoda; Chromadorea; Rhabditida; Meloidogynidae. The record is from the annotation of a GenBank genome assembly.